GGGAGACCAGAUAUAGUGAAUGCAGGGUCCGGGGAGACCAGAUAUAGUGAAUGCAGGGUCCGGGGAGACCAGAUAUAGUGAAUGCAGGGUCCGGGGGAGACCAGAUAUAGUGAAUGCAGGGUCCGGGGAGACCAGAUAUAGUGAAUGCAGGGUCCGGGGGAGACCAGAUAUAGUAAAUGCAGGGUCCUGGGAGACCAGAUAUAGUGAAUGCAGGGUCCGGGGAGACCAGAUAUAGUGAAUGCAGGGUCCCAGGGAGACCAGAUAUAGUGAAUGCAGGGUCCGGGGAGACCAGAUAUAGUGAAUGCAGGGUCCAGGGAGACCAGAUCAGAUAUAGUGAAUGCAGGGUCCGGGGAGACCAGAUAUAGUGAAUGCAGGGUCCGGGGAGACCAGAUAUAGUGAAUGCAGGGUCCAGGGAGACCAGAUAUAGUGAAUGCAGGGUCCGGGGAGA
Molecule: messenger RNA, 448 nt
Organism: Staurois parvus
Lineage: Eukaryota; Metazoa; Chordata; Amphibia; Anura; Ranidae
Source: the annotation of a GenBank genome assembly